Prorocentrum cordatum is the source of this 2618-nucleotide messenger RNA. The record is from the annotation of a GenBank genome assembly. Lineage: Eukaryota; Dinophyceae; Prorocentrales; Prorocentraceae.
UGAAGUUUGAAACCCACAUUCUAACACAGGCAUCCUGUAUCCCGCGCUGACCAGAGAAGCAUACUUUCGUCACUCAUUGCAUGUUGCUGCAAACGAUUGUUCGGGAGUUCCCGUGCGGCUGCUGCGAUGUAUUCUGCAGGGAUGAACGGAAUGUGCCGGAUGUUCCGGGCGCUCCGUAGCCAUUUUGGCUCGACCGAUUGAGGCUAGCCCCAGCCCGCUCGCGAGGCCGCGCCUCUCAGAACUGAGCGCCCCCGUGAUGGGGAAGAAGCCGGUGUCGAAGAAACAGACCGUCACAACACCUCACAAGCGCAAGGUUGAUGCUGGGCCAGGGGCGUGCGCGAUGGACGUGCUGGAGGCCGACGACGUGCAGCCUAGCACGGCCAAAAAGCCCAAGAGGAACCAGGACCAGACCAUUUCGAAGCUGAUCGAGGAUAACUUCAUCACCUACGGCUUCACCCAACAGGAGUUGUAUAUCACGAUCGUCGAUGGCCUCCUCUUGUCCGACAGGCUGGCCAGAGACAGAGAGAGGCGGGAGAAGAAGGAGAUCACGAUGGGCAAGGGGUAUUACGAGAGAGUGAGGGAGGAGUACAAAAAUCCCAACAGCGCAAUUGAGAGAUGCCAGUCGACGAAAGAUGAGAACGCGGAUGAGUUUCUCGUGGAGGCCUUGACGGCCCUUCACAAAAAGAAGAGCGACAUCGACCUUCUCUCCCAGUGGUCCCAGGACGUGGACGACGUGACAGAGUCAAGUGCGAGCGCUCUGUACCAGUCGGCUCUAAUGAUACCGCCGAUGAAAUCUCUGACUAAUGCUUGUGCGGUGGUGGCCAUUAUGCAAGUUAUAGCCCAACGCAAGUUGCACACCAAGUACCCCGAAUUCUUCCAGGCCGCGGUUGGCCAGCUAGAUACUGCCGCGGUGAAGCAUUCGGCGUGCUCGCAGAAGGAGGAUUUCACUAGCCGGGAUUGGUGGACAGACAACAAAGAUUGGACAUCUUUGAUUGUCCAUGGGGCUGACGUGCAGCGCUGAUGGACAAGAAAGACACGUUCGUGGGGGAGGAGGCCGCGGUAUCCAGGGCCAUUCAAGGUUCCACGUUGGGGCGGAGGCUCUUUGGGAAAGUGGCCCGCCAGCUUGAGGUCGAAAAGAUUUCGGUGAUGAUCGAGCAGGCCCAGAAGCCGAUGACGACUGCCCGUGCGAUCACCAAGACCCUCGAGGACAACGCGCGGAAGGAUUUCAUUGCCAGGAUGAAGUCGUCGGGCAGGGACCCCAAUCGGCCUUGCCCGAAGAAGAAGCAGUUCAAGUGCCUUUAUCGCCGGCUUGAAUAUCCUUCGGUUGCGACGUCGCCCAUGGACCAGUAUGGGUUGCAGGCCGACGCGAUCGUCAAGGGCCAGGCGUUGGAUUGGAAGCUCUUGCCGCCGAUGUGGGCGGAGGGCGACUUGGUGCCUGCUCCUCCAGCGGGCCCGGGGGCAAUCUAUGGCGCCAGGCUGGCGAAGCCGAAGGCCAGCCGCAAGUCCGCCACAGCUGAGCUCGACGACACGCAGGCGACUUCGACCAUGAUAAAGGCUCACAUGAAGAAGAAGUCCCAGUUUUUGAACCAAACGGAUCGCAUGUUCCGCAACGAGAUGUUCUUCUGGCAGCACUUGACUGGCAUGGGUGUCACCAAGACGGUGCAGGACUCGAUUGUGGGGUGCUUCGGCACGCCAGAAACUAAGAAGUCGAUGGAGGCAGUCACGGCCAGCUUGCAGACGCUUGCGUCGUCCAAGCUAUUCGCUUUCUCGGGGCCGCAGACGCAGAACCUCUUCACGAACAACGUGAAGAUCUGGAUGGACGCGCUCACGGCAGGCAAGUGCCCAAAGUUCGACAAGCUGCCCUCGAACGCUUUCUUGCUGGCGGCGCAGGCGGGCAUGCUCAACGCGUUCGAGGUCCCUUGCGCCAUAGAUGGAGAUAGUUCGAAGUUUACGCCACACGCCGAUGGAGUCAAUGCGCUGUGGGGGGUCCUGAAGGGGAAGCCUGUUGAGGAAGUCAAGUUCCAGAACAUUCAGGCCGUUGUGAAGUAUGGUUGGGCGCUGUCUAAGGAGGACCGGGCAGCGGCCACCACCUUGCUCGACCGCGUCGCGGCCAGUGCAGCAUCCAGCGCCGGCGUUGUUGAGGAGUCGAACAGCAAGGUUAAGAAAGCGGAUGUCAACACUAAGGCGAUGGUCCGGAACCUCUUCAAGGAGAAGCCUUGAGAUCAGCUGCGCUUCGGACCAGCCCCUUUUGGCCGGGCUUGCAGCUUCCAUGCUCGAGAGGCUUUGACAUGCGCUGAUGAAUGUUAUACCCAGGUUGAAUAACAUAUGAUAUGUUUAAUACUAUGCUGCAAGUUAUAAUGCCAUGGGUCCUGUUCCGACAAUGUGUCUCUCAGUGCAUGGGCUGUGCAUUUCUAGCGAUGUAUGUAUCGUGCGGCUGCUGCGUCGUAGGCUUGGGGCGGCCUGCGGAUGCUCAUCCAGGGGCGGGCGGAUGUCAACGAGUUGACAACCCAACACUACAUAGUCCUUGGUUGUUUAAGCUGCUGCGUGGGGAUUUCCCUCUGCACAAGUAUCGAAGAUUUGUGAUGGACGAUUGGUUACGUUAGUUACCCGUCCGGUUC